UUCGGGAGGAUCAGAGUCGGUGUGUGAGAGGAAGCGUACGCAUAGACACUCGCUAAGGACUACGACUUUGUAUUACAAAUUACGGACAGUGCCGAACCAUAACAAACCAGUAUGGACGUGUUCUUCUGAGGCGGUUUGGUGCAUUAGUCUAAAUUAACGUUACGUUAUAUUUUUAUAGUCUUUUUCUUGAUUAAAAUGUUGGAUAAACGUGUUGUGGAUUUGCGCUUGGAUCAGCUGGAAGACGUGAGGGCAAAAAAUGCGAAAGAGCCGUUUGAGAAGCAGUACAAGUAUGGAGCGCUUUUGGGCAGCGGCGGUUUCGGCUCCGUGUUCGCCGGACAGCGCCUUUCAGACGGCCAGCAGGUGGCUAUUAAACAAAUUUCCCGUGACAGAGUUCAACAGUGGGCUAGACUGCCUGGUGAAGCAAACAUGGUUCCCAUUGAGAUCGCUCUUCUAGUCUCUCUGGGAGGAGGACAGGGAUCAGUACCCGGUCAUCGGAGCAUCAUCAGGAUGCUAGACUGGUUUGAGGUGCCGGGUCAAGGUUACCUUAUUGUUUUUGAAAAGCCCCAACCCUGCCAGGACCUGUUUGACUUCAUCACAGAACGUGGAGCAUUGGAGGAACCCAUUGCACAGAGGUUCCUCAAACAGGUUGUUGAAGCUUUGCAGUUUUGUCACUCCAAGGGAAUUGUGCAUCGGGACAUCAAAGAUGAAAACAUCCUAGUUGAUACUCGUACCGGUGACAUUAAAAUAAUCGACUUUGGAUCUGGUGCUUUACUGAAGGACUCCAUUUACACUGACUUUGAGGGUACCAGAGUUUACAGCCCUCCCGAGUGGAUCCUUCACCAACGUUACAACGCCCGUCCACUCACUGUGUGGUCACUGGGCGUGCUUCUGUUUGACAUGGUGUGUGGAGACAUUCCCUUUGAGAGGGAUGGAGACAUCAUACAAGCCACUCCAAGUUUCACUAAACGCAUCUCCAAAGAAUGCCAGUCUCUGAUUCGCUGGUGCCUUGCGUACAGACCGGACGAUAGGCCAAGUUUGGAAGAGAUUUUGCAACAUCCAUGGAUGCUGGAGAACUCGGACGACAUUGGAGAUUUGCAGGCGGAAAUCAAUAUUCAACCAAGCCUUUAAAUCCUGAAGGACUCUGGACUUGCGUCAGGAAUUUCAUUUUACACUGGACUCUAGUCACUGCCUUCUGGAAUGUUCCUAAUUUAUUUGUUUUGUUUUAUGUGGACUCGGGAUCUAUGAUCAAUGCAUAGAAUCCCAAAAUUAAGCCCUGGAGUGCUGCAUCUGUACUUUAUGAAUGAAUGCUUCCCAUUUCCACGACCCACACAUCUCAAUGCAACAGUGGGACAGGAUCUUUUCUUGUAUAUUUAUUGUUGGUUAUUUAUUUUUAUAGCCACGUACUAAUUUAUUUUUGUACUCUAUGAUUCAUGUGGUUUCAGAAGCAGUAAACUUCCUGUAUGUUUUUUUUUUUUUUUUUUUUUAGUUCUAACUAACUUAAGAAAUGAUCACAGGUGAAUUUCAGUCAUCCAUCAGCCUGUAAUGAGACCUGGUUUUACAGGUUUUUAUUGUACAGUGAUAUUCUUUCCCUGUUCUAAGGGUGACAAAAAGACUUUGGAUCUUGUUUCCAGUCAAUUGAUGGAGCACAACAAUAAUUCAGCCUCACGUGGAUCCGUUCCCAUUCAUCAGCAACGCACACUGUCAAAGACGGCAACAGAAGAAAGGAGAAACAUUCCUGUUGGUCUUGUUUACUUGGAAUGGAAACAAUUCACUAGAUAGCAGAAAUCUCUAGCAAGCUGGCUUUUGGUUUCUGUCUGUAUUGUUUGUUUGUGAAAAACUCGAGGCUGUAACUUAGAAAAUGUUGUCAGGACACAUUGCUUUCAAAAGAACUGUAGGUUUUCUUGCCAUUUGAAUGCAAAUUACCAAAGGUGAAAGCAAGUGUUGGUUGACCUCAGGGUCUUAACCACUAACCCAGUUGUCUGUAUUUUUGAACACUUCUUGUUUAAGUUAACACCAAAGAAUGAAGUAACACUGCCUUGUUAUGAGUUAAAAGUUUCUUAUGCAGAAUUCAUUGCAUUUAUAUGUCAUGUUGAAAGGUGGACAUACUGCAAAACAUCAAAUUGAUAUUAUUGUGAUUUUGUCCGAUGUACCCACACUUGAUUCAUUUUAGUGUUAUUAGCUUACACUGGAUUGACAUGUUUCAAAUAUGUUUAAGGCCUAGCAAUGUGUUGCAAUUGCCAACCUAAAUCGUAUUUUUGAUAACAGUGACAUUUUAAAAGAUGUACUUGCUUUUUUUUUUAAGAAUCCUUGCUGUUUAGCUUGGGUUGCAUAUUGGAUGUAAAUACUUGUGUAUUUAAAAAUGUUGUGGCAGUUGUCACCUAAUGUUUAAUUUAUGAGAUCCUAUAAAUAAAAUAUAGAUGUGAAAAAUCUAUAUUUAAAGAAGCA
Paramisgurnus dabryanus is the source of this 2445-nucleotide messenger RNA. RefSeq names its product Pim-2 proto-oncogene, serine/threonine kinase (gene pim2). Gene Ontology annotation, biological process: negative regulation of apoptotic process; protein autophosphorylation. Lineage: Eukaryota; Metazoa; Chordata; Actinopteri; Cypriniformes; Cobitidae. Gene Ontology annotation, cellular component: cytoplasm. Gene Ontology annotation, molecular function: protein serine/threonine kinase activity; ATP binding. The record is from RefSeq and is a predicted model, not a curated record.